Molecule: messenger RNA, 483 nt
Organism: Helianthus annuus (common sunflower)
Lineage: Eukaryota; Viridiplantae; Streptophyta; Magnoliopsida; Asterales; Asteraceae
Exons: 2
Coding region: 1-483 (160 amino acids)
Source: RefSeq, a predicted model, not a curated record
AUGGAAGUUAUUGUUAUGUUCAUCAAAAAUGCGUCUGAGCUGGGUUUGUUCAAGGGAGUAGAUUUGCCUAACCAGAGCCCGACAGUGACGCAUUUAUGUUAUGCUGAUAACAUAAUAUUCAUGGGUGAAUGGUCGGACAAGAAUGCGGUUAGCUUGUCUAGGUUCUUAAGGGAGAUAUCUCGGUUAGCAGGCAUCAUCAACUGCGGGGUCGGGUCGUUCCCGUUUGUGUAUCUUGGUUUGCCUAAUAGGGCUAACCUGAAGAGGGUUAAGUUCUGGGAACCAGUGGUUAGAAAAUUUCAGAAAAAGCUUUCGUCUUGGAAGGCAAAGACUCUCUCGUUUGCGGGCCGUGUUACUCUCGCAAAGGCCGUGCUUGGAAGCUUACCGUCGUAUUUUCUCGGGGUAUUUAGAGCACCAAAAUCUGUUCUAAACACUCUUAAAGGGUUAAGGAGGUCGUUUAUUUGGGGUAACUGGAAUGACCAAUAA